Messenger RNA from Baudoinia panamericana UAMH 10762, 202 nucleotides. RefSeq lists its product as uncharacterized. NCBI's taxonomy places the organism in Eukaryota, Fungi, Ascomycota, Dothideomycetes, Mycosphaerellales, Teratosphaeriaceae. The record is from RefSeq and is a predicted model, not a curated record. Bases 5 to 202 code for a protein of 65 amino acids. The transcript has 2 exons.
CCGUAUGUCGAGCGAUGCUCCCAUAUCGCGUGUUCCGUUACCUUUAGCCGGGAGGAACCGCCGGCGGUUUGGUGUAGAAGGCGUUGUUAUUUCGACGCCUAUCCCACUUCGAAGUGAAACGAUAACCUCACUACAGAAGGACAAUCAUACCGAAUUUGUGCAGACUUAUUGUUUGCGCACACCUUCGGCCCCAACUGCGUAG